Messenger RNA from Hevea brasiliensis (rubber tree), 976 nucleotides. Its product is annotated as NADH dehydrogenase [ubiquinone] iron-sulfur protein 8, mitochondrial. The record is from RefSeq and is a predicted model, not a curated record. Gene Ontology annotation, molecular function: 4 iron, 4 sulfur cluster binding; NADH dehydrogenase activity. The transcript is spliced from 8 exons. The coding region runs from base 127 to 795 and encodes 222 amino acids. Gene Ontology annotation, cellular component: membrane. Lineage: Eukaryota; Viridiplantae; Streptophyta; Magnoliopsida; Malpighiales; Euphorbiaceae. Gene Ontology annotation, biological process: mitochondrial respiratory chain complex I assembly; mitochondrial electron transport, NADH to ubiquinone.
AAAAAAAUAAAAAGAAAAUUCCCCAAAUUGUCAGGUGGUUUCGGACUUUCGGUCGUUUCCCUUCGAAUCGCAAGCGAAGAAGAGGAAGAAUCCCCAGUCGUCUCCGCUGCUGUCAGCACCACACCAAUGGCUGCGAUCUUAGCUCGAAAGUCUCUCUCUGCCCUUCGCGCUCGUCAGCUUGCUGUAUCCGGACAAACAUUGCAGGGCUCACACCAAUAUGCGCUACGAUCUGGUGCACACUUAUAUUCCACCAAGAAAGAUGAUGAAGAAAGAGAGCAGCUUGCAAAGGAGAUUUCCAAGGAUUGGAGUUCUGUUUUUGAAAGAAGCAUAAACACGCUAUUUCUCACUGAAAUGGUUCGCGGUUUGAUGUUAACGCUCAAGUAUUUCUUUGAAAAAAAAGUGACUAUCAAUUAUCCAUUUGAGAAGGGUCCUUUGAGCCCCCGGUUUCGUGGUGAGCAUGCCCUCCGACGAUAUCCAACUGGAGAGGAACGUUGCAUUGCCUGCAAACUCUGUGAAGCUAUAUGUCCUGCACAAGCGAUAACAAUAGAGGCUGAGGAACGUGAGGAUGGAAGCCGUAGGACAACUAGGUAUGAUAUUGAUAUGACCAAAUGCAUCUAUUGUGGAUUUUGCCAAGAGGCCUGCCCCGUUGAUGCAAUUGUUGAGGGGCCCAACUUUGAAUUUGCAACAGAGACUCAUGAGGAGCUUCUGUAUGACAAGGAGAAGCUACUUGACAAUGGGGACCGAUGGGAAACUGAAAUUGCAGAGAACCUGAGAUCUGAGAGUCUCUAUCGUUGAUGUUUUCUUGCCAGUUGACACUAAAACUUUUCAUAUGAAAAUAAAAGAUCUUUACAUGGGUCUUGAAUACUUUGUAUUAAAAAUUUUUGCGGUUCGGGUAUGUUUUUUGUUGAAUUUGCUGUUGCUGCUACAUUUUAACACUGAAAAGUGAUGGAUAAAGAACUACAAUUACAAGCAUCAA